This is a messenger RNA of Lemur catta (Ring-tailed lemur), 2299 nucleotides long. It is a transcript of the gene ZNF488, whose product is annotated as zinc finger protein 488. Gene Ontology annotation, biological process: regulation of DNA-templated transcription. Gene Ontology annotation, cellular component: nucleus. NCBI's taxonomy places the organism in Eukaryota, Metazoa, Chordata, Mammalia, Primates, Lemuridae. Bases 225 to 1196 code for a protein of 323 amino acids. The record is from RefSeq and is a predicted model, not a curated record. The transcript is spliced from 2 exons.
UGGCCAGCAAGGCGGCCGCAGUCUGCACUGGCGCCCCGCGACCACCGUCGCCGGACAGCCCAGGGCCCUGUGGCCGAGUGUGUCCGGCCCAGCCAUCCCAGCGAGCUCUCCCAUCUCCUGGCUCCUCCCUUGGCCAAGUCCUGAGGAACCUCAGAGCCCUGAACACUGGUGGCUGCCGGAGCGUCUGCCGUGCCCGGCCGGUGUCCCAGGCCCCGCUGACCAGCAUGGCUGCUGGGACGGGGCCCCUGCUGGGCCCGUCCGCUGCAAACAGAUGGCGGCUCAGCGAUCCUGAACAGGGCCGGGGCUGCAAGCCGGUGCUGCUCGAGAAAACGAACCGCCUGGACUGCGAGGCUGCCGUGGGCAGGGGGGCCUGGGAUGCGGCCUGUGCUGAGCUGGCACUGUCGGUGGCGGCGGGCAGGCCCAGACUGGGCAAGCCACUGCCCCGGAAGGUGCGUGGAGAGCAGAGGCAGAGCGCCCUCAUGGAGCUGCCGAGGCUCAAGGAGAGGCUGGGGGGCGGUCAGGCCCAGGAGAGGGGGCACGAUGACCCUGCGGGCCAGCCUGGGCCCGCACAGCUGGUCCAGGACGUCCCCAGGGCCCCAGUCAGCAGCACAGUCUUGUCUGUGUGGCCCAGCGGAGCCCGAGGUGAGCAGAGAAGCGCCUUCAGCAAGCCAACCAAGCGACCAGCAGAGAGGCCCGGGCCAACCCCCGUCUUCCCCACAGGUGAAUCUGCAGACGCCCUCGGUGAGCUGUCUGCAUUUAUCAACACUGUAGUCACGCCUUGUUGGGGUCGACUUUCAACUCCCAAGCUUUUGAUCAGUGAUUUCUGGAACUUGCAAACGUUGCCACAGCAUGCUCCAUUCUGCAGCGCUUUCCUGGGUGCCCCCAAGCUGUGGCUGGAGCACACCCAGGCCCAGGCACCGCCGCCCUUGUCUUCCUCCCCCACUUCAUGGGCCCUCCUGCCACCCACCCCCACCUCCCUGGGCUUGUGCACCCAGAACUGGUGUGCAAAGUGCAACCUCUCCUUCCGCCUGACGUCCGACCUGGUCUUCCACAUGCGGUCCCACCACAAAAAGGAGCCCACGGGGCCAGACCCGCGUUCUAAGAAGCGGAGAGAAGAGGCCCUCACCUGCCCCGUGUGCCGAGAGUACUUCCGGGAGCGCCACCAUCUCUCCCGGCACAUGACUUCUCACAGUUAGCAGGUGGCCGUGGAGCGACCACGGGGUGCAGCACCCAGUACUGGCAGUGGGGCAGGGGGUCUCCUGGGCCUCCCUUGGAGGAGGCUGUCUCAGUCGUCUGCAGGGCUGGUCCUUUGGCAUCCACAGACGAACAGCUCAGUUAUAAUUUGAAAGAGACGGGCAAGCCUGUGCAACGUGUGCUGAAGACAGUGGAGUCCUGAAAUAAAACGAUGGGCUUUGCUAAUCCAAGGUGCAUCCCCGAGGGUGGGGGCCUGCUGUGGCGCACGGCGUGGGCUCUGGAGGCAGACAAGCCUGGAUUCUGGGCUCUUGCACGUGCUAGCCAUGACCUUGGACAGGGGUUUUCACCUGCUGGGCCCCAGUUUUCCUACCUGUAAAACAGAGCUGGCAAUGCCUGUGUCCUAGGGUUGGUGGCCGAGUCACAUGGGGAGUGGCCAGCAUGCUGCCUGGCAGAACGCAGUGCUGCGUGGGCGAGGUUUACGGCGACUGCUGGUCAGCCGUCGCUAUUAACCAGCUCUCAGUGGCAGACAAGCAAAAGCAUCUGUGUCUCGGUCACGGUAUGCGGGUGGGCUGGGCUGGGCUGGGCCUGGCUGGGCUGCAGGUUUGAUCCACGUCAGGCUGUUUCUCUGCUGGGGCUGCCGGGCUACCCAGAGCAGACUGCUCUUACGGCUCUGCAAAGAGCACCGGAGGGCGAGCCCCAAACACAAGCGCAUCUCAAGCCUCUGCUUGAGUCACGGCACUAACACCCUCUUGGCGAUGCAAGACAUAGGGCCAGGCCCAAUGCUGAGGGGUGACGAAGCGCCGGCUGCCCUCGGGGAGGCCGUGGCCGGGGUGCACGGGCAUUCCCUCUCCAGGAAGGUGAGGAGUCGGGCCCGGGAGUUCAACCUGCCGCGCUGUGCAUAGGUGAGAAGGCGGAGAUAGAACACGUCCCCACCUGCACGCACACCCGUUAGCUCUCAAGAACGGGGCAUGUGCAGAAACUUCAGGCUUCAAACACUGUGAGGAUCAGGAGAAUUCUGGGCACCGCUUACUGUCUGCCGCGUUUCUGUCAGUAGCUAUCGCACGUCCCCACGCGGGCCCUCGUCCCUGAUAGUGCAAGGCACAGG